Molecule: messenger RNA, 758 nt
Organism: Elaeis guineensis (African oil palm)
Lineage: Eukaryota; Viridiplantae; Streptophyta; Magnoliopsida; Arecales; Arecaceae
Source: RefSeq, a predicted model, not a curated record
UGGUUGCCAUUUCGCGUUAUAAGGAGACCAAGGACCCCGCCUUCCUACUGCGUUGCGGUAGAGCGCACGAGGGUUUCGGAGCACAGGGGAGGAGAAGAGCAAUGGCGGAGGUCGAGAAAUCCAAGAAUCUGGACGAGGUACUCAAGCCCUUCUACCAGAGGGCUUCGGAGGCCGAGGAUCGGUUAGCAAAAUUGGAGGCUUUGCUUGCUAAGAAAGGUGAUUCGGACAAUGAAAACAAGGAAAUAUCAUCUAUAGUAAAAGACUUCCAAUCAAAGCUAGAAACUGCACAAGCGGAGCUCAAGUCUGAGCAAGAAAAGGCUUCAAAGGAGAUCCAGAAACUUGCAACAGAGAACAUAAAGCUUCAAUAUCGUAUCACUCAUCUUGUUCGGGCAUUGAAGGAGGCAGAUUCUAAGUUGGCAAAUUAAUAAAGGUCUUAUUUUUGUGGAAUUAAAAGAGUGAGGUGUUCGAGGAGUGGACCUGCUGUUGUUUGAAUUGGAUUCCACCUUUUCUGUAUUACAAAUCGAUAGCUCUUAUGCUUCAUCUUGUUUGAUAGAGCUUUCUGUAGGAUCUUAUGUUUUGCUUGGUGUAAUAUUUCAUCCUGAAUUAUGAUAUUGAUAUUUAUUGAAGGAUGGAUUUUACAAGUUGUCUACUUUCAAAUGUUGUCCCUUUAUGUUUUAAUUAACUCUGAAAAUAUGUCACAACCCUUUAUGUUUUAAUUUUAUCUAUAAAGUUCAUAAAUCCAAUGAUUUAUCAAUAUA